This is a messenger RNA of Ipomoea triloba (trilobed morning glory), 1119 nucleotides long. RefSeq names its product 65-kDa microtubule-associated protein 1-like. The coding region runs from base 1 to 1119 and encodes 372 amino acids. The record is from RefSeq and is a predicted model, not a curated record. The transcript has 2 exons. Gene Ontology annotation, cellular component: spindle; cytoplasm. NCBI's taxonomy places the organism in Eukaryota, Viridiplantae, Streptophyta, Magnoliopsida, Solanales, Convolvulaceae. Gene Ontology annotation, molecular function: microtubule binding. Gene Ontology annotation, biological process: cytokinesis by cell plate formation; microtubule cytoskeleton organization.
AUGCCGACGCGGCUUUCGACACCGGCGAAUCGAAGCUUGGAGACCGCUGACGCUGAGCCACUUGUUCUUCUCCGGCGACCGAUCCACAGUGGAUCAUUACUCCGUAGAGGAGUAACAACGUCCGCCGUAGGAGAUAGCGAUGGAUUCAAAGCCUCAAAGCUUCUUCUCCAGCGACAGAUCGACAAAGGAUCUUCGCUUCGCAGAGGAGCAAGUUCGCCUUUCAAUCCGAGCGCAGUGCUCUUCCAAUCAAGCAUAGACGGCAGUUCACGGAGCAUAUCCGUGGAGAUUUCGAGCAAAGUGCACGUUAAUCCUCAGUUUUCCGUCUUCAAUCGUACUCCAUGGAGCAGAUCCGUGAAGAGAUUGAGCGCAGAGCUCAUUAAUCCUCUAAGCGCAGAGCUUGUAGUCGUUGUAUCGUCGCCGCAGCGGCGAACAAGGAAGAAGAAGCAGCUGCUGACUCUGAUUCGCGACUUUGCUGCUGAAAAAUCGCAAGGAGAGCGAAGAGUCUCGGAUCUGAAGAACCGAGUUGGAGAGCUUCGAUCCGAGAUCGAGAUUGCAACUGCAAACAUCGAAGAAGCAAUGAAGCGGAAGAACGGUCCAACAGCGGCGAUUAAGUGCCUCCACGAUUCCGAUUCCUUCGUCGACGUCAACUUCGUCGGCGAUGUGUGUCUCAAGGUGCGCAAGGCGGAGGUGGUGCUGCGCGAGGAGUCUCCCAACGAAGUUCGAGCCGGUUACGAGGAGUUUAAGACCAACGUCCACGCAUUGUUCCUGGCUGUGCGUAACAGCAAUGUCGCACUCGUGAGGAAACUACUGAGUAUUGGAGCAGAUGUGAACCAAAAACUUUUCAAGGGAUAUUCUACUACAAUAGCUGUGAGGGAUACCCCUGGGGACAAAAGAAGUUUGUUUGAUCAUGUCACUUGCAACAUAUCAGCUUCAGUGGAUGAUGUGAACAUUCCUGGUGCUCUUGCUCUAGAUGUGAUUGAGCAGGCUGAAGUGGAAGUUGAAAGACUUGAUCAGUUGAAAGCUAGCAAGAUGAAGGAGAUUGUUUUUAAAAGGCAAACUGAGCUCGAAGAAAUUUUUUCCCUUGCUCACAUUGAGAUUGAUAGAUACCGAAGCUGCUAG